Messenger RNA from Dermacentor albipictus, 4159 nucleotides. RefSeq lists its product as uncharacterized. Gene Ontology annotation, molecular function: zinc ion binding; nucleic acid binding. NCBI's taxonomy places the organism in Eukaryota, Metazoa, Arthropoda, Arachnida, Ixodida, Ixodidae. The record is from RefSeq and is a predicted model, not a curated record.
UCGCGCUUCUCUGAAGCCGGCAAUGCUGAUGGCACCGACACCGGUAAUAAAGUCGACGUGGCGAAUAGUUAUAAUUGUGCCGUGACGACGCGGCACCAGCAACGCCCUACCGGCCUCCUCAAAAUCGGCCGCUGAUCAAAAUCAUACCAUCUGCGGGAAUGGCUGCGUAUCCGUUUUUUUUUGGUAAGAUGUGGCACACAGGCCUGUGGACUUACAUGUGCUGUUACACUGACACAUUAGUUAAUUUCCCAGGAAUAUUUCACAAGCUUAUGCGAAGCGGAAAAGAAGAUUUGGGUUGUUCCACAAAGUUGCGUGAAAAGCUGUCUCGCUCGGGUCUCAUUAAUCUGGUACAGUGCUGCCGUGAGAAGCCAGUAUGCUGUCAGAAAGAACUCUCAUCCACGAAUGUUCAUGUAGCUAUUUUGCAUUGAACACACGAAUUAUAUGCGCGCUCAAAAGUGUAAAGAACGAGAGACAACUGUCGAAACUAGCAGUAAUAACCCUAAAAGUCAACGUUGUCUAUUUCUGAAUUUCUUAUUUAAUAAGGAUAUCGUACAUCAAAAUCGAUGUUCUAGCACUGCAAGAUGUACCUGUAGAUGGUACGAACAUUCUUGCUCAUCUAGAGAUGCGGCACUUGACGCGGUGGAGUGAUAGCGGAUCUUGGCUCUCAAAAUGCAAAUGUAGAACAUCAGCGCAUCGGCACGUCGUACUGUUCACAUGGCCAAAAUGUACCCUCGAAAAGCAUGUCAUGGGUGGUGCAGUGGUCAUUCUGCUUCCGGCCACGGUCGUGAAAGGACGCAGGAUGGCUGGCUCUUCGCGAGCUGUGAUAACGGCCGAUUCUGGCCGCGGAACAUCGUUUUUGGACGGCCUGAAAGAUUACAGGAUUGUACUGCCGCCGCUGCCAACCGGAGAAGGACUGAAAACAAUGGUUGUUCUUCACUGCGACACCGCUGGAAGGCCUUACAGGAUAGAAGAUUUCCGCCAGCCGAUGACAGAAGCCGGCGUCAUUGAACAGGUGGGCGGUACCGGAGCGUACCAGAUGUCGCACGUCUGGUUAGUCAACUUCCGUAGUGAAGAAGCCAAGAAAAAGUUGCUCGACAUAGGGCAUAUUGUUGUUAAAGGGAAGACUUGCGUUGUCUUUGACCCUGAAAGGCAGGAAGUGCGGCUGAAGGUGCAUUGGUGUGCCUUCAACGUCAGCAACGAAACUCUGAGGCGGGCGUUCGCCGAGUACGGCGAAGUGAAAGAAGUUUCGAGCGAUAGAUGGAAGACCGGCGGGUUUGUAAACGCCGACUCGACUACUCGUGUUGUGCGGCUGGUUCUUCGAGAAGGUGCAAGCCUCGAGCGCAUACCCCAUCAGCUGCGUAUCGGGAACGGGACAGUAUUAGUCGUCGUGCCCGGGCGUGCGCCGAUAUGUCUCCGCUGCCGCAACACAGGCCACAUUAGGCGGGACUGCAAGGUGCCCAAGUGCAGCGAGUGCCACGCCUUCGGGCAUGAAGAGGCUGAAUGCACGAAGUCAUACGCCCGCGCCGCGACUCGAGGAACAUUCGGCGAUAAUAGUGAGCUGCACAUGGACGAGGAUGAAGCUGAGCAAGCUGCCUCCAACCCAGUGGUCGAGAGCCAAUCGGCCGCAGCGCUGAGCGAUGAAAAGGAAGGCGCCAUGCCAGGGACUCGUGAGUCAGCGCCCAGCACCCCCAAGUCGGCAACCACGAGCAUGGAUACCAAUUCAUCGCAAGAUAUACCACGCCCUUCUGAAAAAAGCAACGAGGAACCCAUGGAGUCUGACCCUGCGGCUGCGAAACGACGCCACGACGAUGUCAGUGCAAUGAGCCAGGAGCAACGACUGCGUCUCCUAGACCGCCGGUGGGGCGUAGGUGAAGGGAAAAAGCAGCGUGUCACCAGCGGGCAACGAUCGUCGUCGCUUCCUCGCGACGACAACCCGAAGACCUAAUAAUGGAGGGACGGCACUGCACGGCGCGGCGUUGUGCGCAUGAAGGUAAGCGCCGUACUGGCGGCCUGGUCUUGCUUAACGAUGGCGGCAUUUGAAAGACACCUCGUAGUAGCCACGCUUAAUGUCAGGGGUCUUUCAUCCAGGAGAAGGCAAAAUCAGCUGCUGAGACUCGUGACUGAGCAGGAAUUGGAUAUCGUAGCGAUACAAGAAACCAAAAUCGAGAGUCAAGACCAGACCGACAGAAUGACGCUCUCGUUCAGUAGUCGGUAUGAUGUUUGCGUGUCUCAUGCCGUGGGUGCCUCGGCAGGUUGCAUGCUGUUGAUUCGCCAGUCUCUGGGAGCGAUUGUGGAAAGAGUCGAGACUUGCGUUUUCGGUCGAUGGAUUGUCUGUGACAUCACACUUGCUGGUGUGGAAUUGCGUAUUAUCUGUAUUUACGCACACACUAACAUGGCAGAGAGGCGAAACCUUUUUGAGACAGUCGGCAACCAUUGUGACACAGACCGUCUGCUCGUCUUAAUUGGCGAUUUCAACUGCGUAAGCAUGGCACGCGACAAAACCAGUGCGACGCCCUAUCGAGAUGCGAGUACAGCCUGUUUGGGUGACAUAAUUGACCGCUGUCAUCUAGAGGAUGUUGGCGAUUGUCUCGGAUGUGGUUCUGGCGUUCGGUUUACCCAUUACCAAGGAACGAGUCACGCGCGUCUGGAUCGGGCGUACGUAUCUGUUGAACUGAUACCGUACUGCAGCGAAUACAGCGUACAACCAGUGCCGUUCAGUGACCAUUGUCUUGUUGUAUUCCAUGUAGGUAAAAGACAAGGAACGAAAAGCAAAUUUGUGUGGGAAAACUGGAAACUUAAUGAGAAGCUUCUAAACGACGAUAUCUUCGUGGAUCGCGUUACGUCGGCGAUACAUGAACUGCCAAUGGAGGACAACGAACUUCUGGGAGCGAAAUGGGAAAGAUUUAAGCAGGCAAUGAAAAUGAUGGCAAUUGAACGAUCGUGCGCUAUAAAGCAAAAGCAAAGGCUGCAGGAAAACACGCUGAGAGAUGACCUAAAGUUUUUGAUAAUGCAAGAAGGAAAGCAGCCAGGCACUUGCACCGAAGAAAUGCGCACCGUCAAGCAGAAACUAGAGGCAAUAGAUACGGAGCGAUAUCGAGGAGCGAUCGUGAGGGCGAGGGCACAGCGGCUGAUAGCGGGCGAAAUGCCCACAAAACGUGCUCUCGGCUUGGAAAAAAGGCACGCCCGCAAGAAUGACAUACCAAAAAUAGAGUGGAACGGUGUAAUCUACGUAGACAAAAGAAAUAUAGAAAGGGCCUUUUAUGAAUACUACAGCGGGCUCUUUGGUUACACCAAAGUAAGAACCGAAGACUUCAAGACCCGUUUCCUCUCUUUAAUGCCGCGGCUUAGUGAUGAUACGAAAGAGCGGCUAGAACUGCCCAUUUCAACAGAAGAAGUGCGGAAAGCCAUAGAAGACCUCAACCCGGGAAAGUCUCCAGGACCAGACGGGCUAGUAGCACCGCUUUAUAAGGCAUUCAAAGAUGAUUUAGCACCGGUUUUGGCUACACUGUUUAAUGAGGCUUAUGACAAGGACAUGCUUCCCCCUUCAUUUUUAACAUCCCAUACAAUUUUAAUACCAAAAAGCGAAGAUGAAGCUAAACUGCGACAGGUUACCGCUUACCGACCCAUAUCCCUGACUAAUGUAGACUACAAGAUCUUCAUGAAAAUUCUGGCUAAAAGACUCCAAGCCGUGAUGCAAGAAUUAGUGGGACCACAUCAGACCUGUGGUAUCAAAGGUCGCACCAUAUAUACCAACAUACACACAGCCCGGUCCGUGCUCGAGUGUUGCGAUGCUUUGCAUCAAAGCAUCGCAAUGCUCCAGCUCGAUUUAGAGAAAGCCUUCGACAGGGUGCCGCAUGACCUCUUGUUCUCUGUUUUAGAGCACGUUAAUGUUGGAUCAGUCAUCCGCCAAGGCGUAGCCAUGGCGUACAGAGGAUGCACAACGCGGUUGUUAGUAAAUAAGGGGGUGGGAGCGCGCAUCCAAGUGCAACGCUCUGUGCGUCAGGGUUGCCCCCUGUCACCACUGCUUUUUUGUUUGUAUAUUGAACCUUUUUGUUUGAGUGUUAUUGAAAGCAACAGCGUUCAUGGUUUUCGUUUGCAUGCGGCGGAGGUCCGCAUUCUCGCGUAUGCUGAUGACAUUGCCGUAUUCUGUGCUGACUAC